Messenger RNA from Punctularia strigosozonata HHB-11173 SS5, 1329 nucleotides. RefSeq names its product clathrin adaptor mu subunit. The coding region runs from base 28 to 1329 and encodes 433 amino acids. NCBI's taxonomy places the organism in Eukaryota, Fungi, Basidiomycota, Agaricomycetes, Corticiales, Punctulariaceae. Gene Ontology annotation, cellular component: clathrin adaptor complex; cytoplasmic vesicle. The transcript is spliced from 11 exons. The record is from RefSeq and is a predicted model, not a curated record. Gene Ontology annotation, biological process: intracellular protein transport; endocytosis.
ACGGUACAUACGACUAUAAGAACUGCGAUGGCCAUCGACGGGCUCAUUAUCUUGGAUGAGACAUGUCGGCCAAUCGUCCAAACUGGGUUCCGCUCUCAAACUUCUGCAUAUGCCCUCCUGCACAUCGAUGCCAUCACCACUGCGCUGGCGAAAGCUGAACGCCCCGGGAACGUGGAUCCCAUUCUGUAUGUCUCGUCUACGGGAAUGGAUCCUGCCACCGCAUGCUGUCAUAUACAAGUGGGCGAUAUGAGGCUGGUUUCUCCUGUCAGUGGAGAUGUUGAUCCACUGUAUGCUCUCUCAUUCCUGCAAACAUUCGUGGAUAUCCUUGGGGACUAUUUCGGCACGGUGUCUGCUCCUGUGAUCCGUGAAAACUUCGAUAUAGUUUACCAGUUACUCGAAGAGACGCUCGACGCAGGUGGCCAUCCCUUGACCACCUCCACGAAUGCUCUACGAGACAUCGUCUUGCCUCCCACUCUACUGCAUAAAAUUCUCACCGUCGCGGGCGUGUCAGGGUUGGCAAAUCAAGCAAGCUUGACCACCCCGUUUUCCUCUCCGAUCCCGUGGAGGAAGGCCGGAGUGAGACAUAACAACAAUGAAAUCUAUUUUGACGUCUCCGAGGAACUCAAGGCAGUGGUGAACAAAAGCUCCACGGCUCUCGUCAGCAACGUCUGGGGCCGCAUUGAUAGCAACUCGAAGCUCUCUGGCACGCCUGAUCUUUUACUGAGUUUCGCCAAUGCCAAAGUCAUCGAUGACUGUUCCUUCCAUCCAUGCGUGAGGCUACAACGAUGGGCAAGGGACAAAUCGUUGUCUUUCGUCCCACCGGAUGGGCGCUUCACCCUCAUGCAGUAUCGCUAUGUUCCAACAACCUCGUCUGCUGCCAUCACUUCACCAGCCAUUGUUCCUGUGCCUUUCAACUUGAAGCCAGUUGUCAGAUUAGACGAUAGCGGAGGUACCUUGGAUGUAACACUGGCGUCCCGGCUCCCAGGGAAACCCAUUGAUAGAGUCUCAGUUGAACUGUACCUCGGGCAAGGUGCUACAGCUGCGAAUCUUGUGGCAUCGGGGGAUUCCUCUUGGGGUUUUGAUCCUAAGACAUUGACUUUGAAGUGGGAGACUAGCAACCUAACAUCUAGCGGCGUGACUCUUCGAGGAACGUUUUCUUCAUCAGCGAAAUACCCUCGACCAGCACGCGCAUUCCGAGUGAAGUUUGAGAUACUGCAACACAGUUUCUCGGCUCUACGGGUAGACCAGCUACGGUUAACGGGCGAGACUUACAAACCAUACAAAGGAGUUCGUGCAAGGUCAUCCGGAACUGUAGAAUGGAGAUGGUGA